Molecule: messenger RNA, 1365 nt
Organism: Eublepharis macularius
Lineage: Eukaryota; Metazoa; Chordata; Lepidosauria; Squamata; Eublepharidae
Product: interleukin-1 receptor type 2-like
Exons: 9
Coding region: 1-1275 (424 amino acids)
Molecular function (GO): interleukin-1 binding; interleukin-1, type II, blocking receptor activity
Source: RefSeq, a predicted model, not a curated record
AUGGUCAUUGAGGAGUUCCAGUACAGAAGAAUGCAGAGGUACAGGUUUCACUGUGUCAUCCUUCAAUAUCCUCUUUCCUGUUUUCUAUGGAAUCUGCCCAUGGUCCUGUAUAUUUUCAGUGCUAAUCCAAUGGGUGCUUCAGCCUUCCGAAUUCAGCGUAUACAAAGUACAGAUGACUGCCAAGACCACACUAUGCACUUCAGAACUACCUUUGCCCUGGCAGGAGACGCCUUGAUCCUAAAAUGCCCUCCUUUCCAAUACAAAAAUAUGGAUGCUUCUGACGUGUCCCUUAAUCUCACUUGGUAUAAAAAUGAUUCGACAAAAGUUACUCCAGUAGGGAGUGGAGAAAAAAGAAUUAUUUCUCAAGGUGAUGCUCUGUGGUUUUUACCAGCUUCUCUGCAAGACUCUGGGGAAUAUAUCUGCACUCGCAGGAAUUCCACUUACUGUGCUGACGUGUCGGUUUACCUUCGAGUGUCUGAGAUUUCUUUUGUCCAGAAAGACAUGAGAUUUCGUGAGAUUUCUUUUGUCCAGAAAGUCUUCAUACACAGCCGAGGAACUGUGGUUUGUCCUAGUCUGGGAGGUUUUGUACAAAAGGAUACCAGCUAUGAACUCCAGUGGUACAAGGAUUCUACACCACUGGAUAUAGACAAUGAAAAAUUCAUUGCUUUGAAGGGCACCAAUGAUCUCAUCAUCAGUCCUGUGACCUCAGAUGAUGCAGGCUCCUAUACCUGCCAAAUGAUCUUUGAACAUGAAACAACACAAUACAACGUUACCAGAAUGAUUUACUUAGAAACACUCGACCCAAUGAAGAAAAGCAUCCCUGUGAUUAUAUAUCCAACUCAGAGGACUACACUUGCAGCUGUUGGUUCCCAACUGAUCAUCCCAUGUAAAGUGUAUAUUGCAGCAAGCAACAAGUUUUAUACUGAUGUCUGGUGGCAGGCUAACAAUACGUACAUUGAUUUGAUUUACCCCAAUGGCAGAGUCAUAGAAGGCAUGCGUCAAGAACAUGUUGAAAACAAUGAAACUUUCAUUGAGGUGCCACUGAUUUUUGACUCUGUCAAAGAAGAAGAUUUCAAUACAGAUUUCAAGUGUGUAGCCGAGAACACACGGGGACAUCAAGUACACACAACACAGGUCAAACAAGAAGAGAUCGGUCUGUCUUGGUACUUUACAGCAAUUCCUGUUGCUUUGGCCAUUCUAAUUGUGGGAGGGGUAUACAUUCACGUAUGCUGGAAGCAACGGUCUGCAAGAGGAUAUGUAUUAACCAAACUCUAAAGAAUAAAACCUGCUAAAGCAUCAAGAAAAUGCUAACUUCUCGAUUCAGCAACAUGUUAUUUGCAGUUUGGGUCUUUUCUUACUUGAGGA